GCACGUUAAACUGCUCUUCACAUACUCUUCGGACAAACGCGUCCGUGUAUGCGUCUUUUUCGGUUGCUUCGUAUUUUGAACAGAUAGUGUUGUAAACAAUUGCAGUGGGUGGCUCUAUUAAAAAAAAAAAAUGCAAGGGACUAUUAUAGAAAAUUUAAGCGGCAGGAAGCUAUCGGUACUUGUGAUACUGCUGAUUAUCGCACAAAUAGUUUGUUUUCUAAUAGGCGGGCUCAUUGCUCCAACGCCCGCCAGUAGCCAAAAUAUACUUGGGACACCUUGCAAAGAUAUUCGCGUGAAUGGCUCCGAACUUGGGGAAAGGAAAUGGUUUUAUUCGAGGGGAAAAGGAUCUUGUACUGCUGUUGACAUGUACCGAUCUAAUUUGGACAGCCAUCAUCAAGCAUAUCAAGUUGUUUACACGUUUCAAAUGCCCUGUCCUCGAAACAGCAUGCAACUUGAUUAUUCUAGAUGGCAGCAAAAUUUAAUUGGUGUUUUGCAAGUGGAUAUUGUUUACCAUAGUCAGAUAGAAAUUGCUCCCAGAACUAAGAUAACAUUGGAUUCGAGGCUUGCUUACAGGAACAAAGGUGAUCCGGACAACGAUUGGAAACCAUAUGCUUCCUCCGUGGUGGAAAGAAUCCUGGAUUGCAGUAUCGACGAUGCAAUGGAACAAUACAAUUAUAACUGCAGCGUAGUACCACUGUUUGAAUUGGGAUCUUUAUUUCACGAUUAUUAUCUUCUAAAUAUUCGUCUUCCCGCUGACACGGAUAGAAACAUUAAUCAGGGUUUAGGACAUAUAACUGAUUUAUGGCUCACUGCUAUCAAUCAAAAUGGCGGAUUUACAAAGGUAUGGGUGAGUUUGAAAACCAUUUAUUUCCCAAUUGUCAUAUGUAUCCUUGCUUGGUACUGGAGGCGAGUACACAUGCUUUCGAGAUCACCAGCUCUAUUGGAAUAUUUGCUUUUAGCAUUGGGCACAGCACUAACGUUUUUAAACAUGCCUUUGGAGUAUUUAACGCUUGCCUAUGAUAUGCCAUUUAUGCUUUUGUUGGGCGAUAUUCGGCAAGGAGUGUUUUAUGCAAUUCUUUUGUCAUUCUGGCUUGUGUUUGUCGGAGAACAUCUUAUGAUACAGGAAGGUGAACAAAGAAACUCCUUGAAAUGUUAUUGGCGUCAUUUGUCUGCAGUAGGAAUCGGUUGCUUAUCGUUAUUUAUGUUCGACAUGUGCGAGCGCGGAGUACAAUUGAGAAAUCCGUUCUAUUCGAUUUGGGUUACAGAUCUUGGCACUAAGUUUGCCUUGUCAUUCAUAAUUUUGGCCGGUGUCUCUGCUGGUGUAUAUUUGAUAUUCUUGACUUACAUGAUUUGGAAAGUAUUCAUGAAUAUUAGCGCUAAAAGGGCUGCAUUACCUAGCAUGAGUUCGGCACGGCGUUUACAUUACGAAGGCGUGAUAUAUCGAUUUAAAUUUUUGAUGAUAACUACAUUGUUGUGCGCGUCUUUAACUAUUCUUGGAUUUAUUCUCGGCCAGGUUGCAGAAGGUCAGUGGAAAUGGGACGAAGAAUUACACUUAGAAAUGACAUCUGCAUUUUUCACUGGUGUGUAUGGAAUGUGGAAUAUUUAUAUCAUAGCAUUAUUGUGCCUGUAUGCACCUUCGCAUAAACAAUGGCCCAUCGAACCAUCCGAAAAUAGCAUUAGCGAAGAAAUAGAAUUUUCACGUUUGUCGACUGAUCCCAACGAGAUGUUGUCUCUGACAGCAUUUGCACGAAAAUCAGCAGUAGAGUAAAUAGUAUAGAUAUGUUGGAAAAUAGUAGAAGGACGGCCA
Colletes gigas is the source of this 1807-nucleotide messenger RNA. RefSeq names its product protein wntless (gene wls). Gene Ontology annotation, molecular function: Wnt-protein binding. NCBI's taxonomy places the organism in Eukaryota, Metazoa, Arthropoda, Insecta, Hymenoptera, Colletidae. The transcript is spliced from 12 exons. The record is from RefSeq and is a predicted model, not a curated record. The coding region runs from base 131 to 1768 and encodes 545 amino acids. Gene Ontology annotation, biological process: Wnt signaling pathway; Wnt protein secretion; intracellular protein transport. Gene Ontology annotation, cellular component: endomembrane system; organelle membrane.